This is a messenger RNA of Colletotrichum fioriniae, 1566 nucleotides long. RefSeq names its product spermidine resistance protein (gene SPE2). Gene Ontology annotation, biological process: spermine biosynthetic process; spermidine biosynthetic process. Gene Ontology annotation, cellular component: cytosol. Gene Ontology annotation, molecular function: adenosylmethionine decarboxylase activity. NCBI's taxonomy places the organism in Eukaryota, Fungi, Ascomycota, Sordariomycetes, Glomerellales, Glomerellaceae. The record is from RefSeq and is a predicted model, not a curated record.
AUGGUCAACCCCUCGGUCCCCAACGACUACGCCCUCUCUCCGGCUGAGGCUACUCCUCAUCUGACAAUCAAUCAUGAUGUCGCUGCUGACCUAGACUCGACCAAUGCCUUUGAAGGCCCCGAGAAGCUCCUCGAAGUGUGGUUCGCCCCCGGCCCCGAGUCCCUCCCCGCGAGCGCCCAGCCCAAUGGCUUGAAAGCCGUCUCCGCCGACACCUGGGUUACCAUGCUCGACAUGGUCAACUGCAAGAUCUUGUCCGUCCUCGAGUCUGACUCUGUCGAUGCCUAUCUCUUGUCCGAGUCAAGCUUGUUUGUGUUCCCCCACAAGCUCAUUCUCAAGACGUGCGGCACGACUACUCUCCUCCUGGGCUUGCAGCGACUCCUCCACAUCGCGGCUGAACACGCCGGCUUCCCGUUCCAUAACGCCAAGGAAUCCACCAACGUCAAGGCUGCUGCGACCCCUUACCGAGUCUUCUACAGUCGCAAGAACUUCCUGUUCCCUGACCGCCAGCAGGGUCCCCACCGAAGCUGGAGAUCAGAGGUCAAAUACUUGGAUGACCUGUUCGAGGGUGGCAGUGCCUACAUGGUUGGCAAAAUGAACGGCGAUCACUGGUACCUCUACAUCACCACGCCGAACAAAACCUUGACGCCUCCUAGGACUCCCGACGAGGCAGAAGAAGCUGCAGCAUUCGCCGCCAGAAUUCCCACUGGUAGCGUGGCCAGCUUCAGCAGCGGCUUCGAGGAGCGCAGUGACGAAACUCUUGAAAUUCUCAUGACUGAUCUCGACCCUGAAAAUGCGAAGCAGUUCUACUUGGCGGACGCGAGUGCGGUCGCUACCGACAAGUUGCACUUGCAGCAGACGCAGGCAGCUCGAGACGACGCCCACCAGAGUUUGGGUGACAUGUCUCAGGUUCAUGAGAAGGCGGGCGAGGACCAUGUCGAUGUCUUUGAGAACAUUGGCGAGUCUGAUCUCAACGAUGGCGAACGUGCCGCUACUGAGGCUCUGACUACGGAGGGCCACGCGAUUGGUACCGUUGUUUCCGAGGGUUGCGGCCUCUCCAGCGUUUACCCAACCAGCAAGUAUCCCGGGGCUCGCGUCGACGCCUACCUUUUCAGCCCCUGUGGCUUUUCCGCCAACGGUGUCGUUCCAGCCAUUGCCGACGACGAGGACGACUCGAAGAAUGAGAAGGGCGGAAAUGCUGCUCAUUAUUUCACUGUCCACGUCACCCCAGAGCCCAACUGUUCAUUCGCCUCUUUUGAGACCAACGUCCCUGGAGGCCAGAGUGGCCGUACUACGGCUGAAAUCAUCGAGCACGUAGUUGAUAUCUUCAAGCCCGGCCGCUUCAGUGUUACUCUGUUCGAGGCCAAGGGCAAGAGCGCCAACCCCUAUGGCAUGGGCGACUAUGCUUCUCGUGCGACUGCCGUUCAGCGUCUUGUUGACCCUGUCCGUGGAUAUCGCCGCAUUGAUCGCAUUGUCCACGACUUUGAGGAUUACGAUCUUGUCUUCCGUUUCUACGAGCGGGAUGACUGGGCUGGCGACCGUGAGGCUCGCCUCGGAGAGGAGAUGUGA